Molecule: messenger RNA, 1029 nt
Organism: Colletotrichum chrysophilum
Lineage: Eukaryota; Fungi; Ascomycota; Sordariomycetes; Glomerellales; Glomerellaceae
Exons: 1
Coding region: 1-1029 (342 amino acids)
Source: RefSeq, a predicted model, not a curated record
AUGGCGCCAAAGAUUAAGGUCGUGAAGACCAAGUCAAAGCCUCCGGGCUCACUGGGUGCGCCGCCCGCGCCUUUUAAGAAACCGGCAGAGGUUCUAAAGCCUUUUUAUGAGUCGCUUUCCCGCAAACACGUCUACAUCACCCACAUCGACACCAAACCCAAGGAUUUCAAGAAGAAGAUAUUUCUUGUGCCCGUCGGCAUGAACAUCGUUGUCGCUGCGCUGUUCGUCUUGCGCAUGUACUACAUCCUCCCCUAUUACUUCAAGUUCAUCCAGUCUGCCGCCGGCUACCCCAAUGAGACGACCUUCUCGCCUUCCGACUCAACUUGGGCCGCGCUUGCUUGGGAAAUCGGCAAGCGCGGCUUCUCUUUCACUCUGGACCUCAUGCUCUUCAUCUUCGUCUGGCCGUGGCCAAUCGAGUUCGUCUUUGGUCAGACGUAUGGAAACCCAGUUCAAUGGCGAUGGAACGUUGGCUUCCGCGACAAGGAGAUUUACGUCCGACGCAGCCGGGAGUGGGACCAACAACUGGGCGACAUUUUCAAGGAAAAGGAGAAGAACCAAGCACUUCAAUCAAUCGUGCGGCAGGCCACCUCGCCCCUCCUCCUGCAGGAAAAGACGGGCUAUCUUACCAUGACGGGACAGUGGGAUCUCGACUGGAACAGCAUGGUCCUCGUUCACAACCUCGUCGACAAGAAGCAGGUCGCGUUGGACGCCUUCAAGAGUCUGGUGCUGGUGUGGCACGAAGACUACGACUGGAUGGUUCUUGAGCAGGCGGGCGAAAAUGUCAAGGAAGAUGACAGGCGACGGCAGGUAUUUGCGUUCAGGGAUGCUCUCUCGGCCAUUGGCAAGGAAGAUCUCUUCUUCCGUUGGAUCGAGAUUGUGCAGUUUGAGUCAUCGCAGCCUGGUGGGUUCGGGCCUGAGAAGCAGACCGAGGUGGCUAAAAAGAUUCGAGACCUGUUCCAGGAGCAGGGCGUUGAUUUCGACAAGUUGUGGCACGAAAGCGUUGGAACCGAAGGAUUGGCUGGCAUUUGA